AAACGAUUAAGUCGGAAAAAACGGAAAAGGAUAUUGGUUAGAGGAUUGUGACCAAAAAAAAUUGGAAAUAGUACUUGGAAAAUCUUUCAGUAAAAAGUUGUUUAAAAUAUUUUGACUUAACAUUUUGUCUAUAGUGAAACUACCUUAAAGAUGGACUGCGAUGAAUUCCGCAAACGUGGCUCAGAAAUGGUGGAAUAUAUCUGCCAAUAUCUGGAAACAUUGGGCGAUCGCCGCGUGACACCCAGCGUGGAACCUGGCUACUUACGACACCUAUUACCAGGUGAAGCCCCAACAAACCCGGAGCCAUGGGAACAAAUUAUGGAAGAUGUAGAAACCAAAAUCAUGCCGGGCGUUACACAUUGGCAACAUCCGCGUUUUCACGCCUACUUCCCAGCGGGAAAUUCCUUUCCAUCGAUUCUCGGAGACAUGCUUGGCGAUGGGAUCGGAUGCAUUGGUUUCUCGUGGGCCGCCAGUCCAGCUUGCACAGAACUAGAGACAAUUGUCCUUGAUUGGUUAGGAAAAGCAAUUGGUUUACCAGAUGACUUCUUAGCUUUGAAGGAGGGUAGCAAAGGAGGAGGUGUUAUACAGACUUCAGCCUCGGAAUGUAUUCUGGUAACAAUGCUUGCGGCUCGCGCUCAGGCAAUUAAAAACCUGAAACAACAACAUCCUUUUGUGGAGGAGGGGCAUUUACUAUCGAAAUUGAUGGCGUAUUGUUCCAAGGAGGCCCACAGCUGUGUGGAGAAGGCGGCAAUGAUCUGUUUUGUUAAGCUAAGAAUUUUGGAACCAGAUGAGAAGGCCAGUCUUCGCGGGGAUAUUUUGUUGAAUGCUAUGGAAGAAGAUGAACUCCAAGGUUUGGUGCCAUUUUUCGUAUCAACGACCCUGGGCACUACUGGAUCAUGUGCGUUUGAUGCUCUCGAAGAAAUUGGUGCCGGGAUUCAUCAGCGAUUUCCAGGAGUUUGGCUACACGUGGAUGCAGCCUAUGCAGGCAACGCCUUUAUUUGCCCGGAACUGAAGCCAUUGCUGAAGGGCAUCGAAUAUGCUGAUUCAUUCAACACAAAUCCCAACAAGUGGCUUCUCACGAAUUUCGACUGCUCCACGUUGUGGGUGCGAGAUCGGAUCCGCCUCACAUCAGCCCUGGUCGUGGAUCCGUUGUAUCUGAAACAUGGAUAUUCGGAUUCAGCCAUUGACUACCGUCACUGGGGAGUUCCAUUGAGUAGAAGAUUCCGAUCUCUCAAGUUGUGGUUCGUUUUAAGAAACUAUGGCAUAAGUGGAUUACAAAAGUACAUUCGUCAUCACAUCACGUUGGCCAAAAAAUUUGAACAACUCGUACUCAGAGAUAAGCGCUUCGAAAUCUGCAAUGAAGUCAAGCUUGGGCUGGUAUGUUUUCGCCUAAUAGGAACCGAUAAGCUUAACGAGAAACUACUGAGUGCAAUUAAUGCAUCAGGCAAGCUCCACAUGGUCCCAGCCUCGGUUAACGAUAAAUACAUUAUCCGAUUUUGUGCUGUAGCUCAAAAUGCCACCGAAGAAGAUAUCGAUUACGCUUGGGACGUUAUUCAAGAUUUCGCUGCUGAAAUCCUGGAAAAGGAGCAAGCUGAUGAACUCACCGAGAUUAUGGACCGAAAACGAAAGGAAACAUUGGCACAGAAACGAUCAUUUUUCGUUCGCAUGGUCAGUGAUCCGAAAAUCUAUAAUCCUGCAAUCAAUAAAGCUGGAACACCGAGGUUGUCUGCAGAUAUUAUAUCUCCUGUUCAAGAUGGUGCGCCAACCAUUCAGACUCCUGCACGUAGUACAGGCUCAACAUGGAUUAGUUGGCCUUUGGCAUUUUUAUUUAAUAGUGAUAAUGAUGGGCCGAAAAGCAAUGUUUCUUUGAGAUUCCGACAUUUGGACACAAAUGUUCGUCUAUCGACUUCAAGGCGCAAUUCAGGGAGUGGCGGUGGUUCGUCUCCUUCACCAGAUAAUGAGCAAAACAACAGUGGCUCGACUAAUAAUAAAUCACCAAAACGAUCUCCGAUUUUGAUGCGAAAACGAGGAUCAUCACCAAGCAAUAAAUAGAAAGAUUUCAAGAUUCUUUUAUAAAAGUAUCUGUAAAUUUAAUAAUAGUUCGCAGUUACGUAAUGCAAUACAGGUCGGUGGCGUCUGAUUUUUCAAAGUUAUUUUCUCUUUUACCUGCCUAAAUGAAAAACAGUUUGGAGAUCUAUUUAAGCUACGCCUACAUACGAUUAAACUUUCUCAACUUUCAAUAAAAGCACGUACUCAAUAAAAUUAAUAUUAGAAAUAUAAUAGAUCCAGAUUUCAGAUAAAUAACGUUAGCGUAGAUAGUCAUAUUCAUGUGAUUGAAAUUCUAAUUAUCUGAA
Messenger RNA from Hermetia illucens (black soldier fly), 2354 nucleotides. RefSeq names its product tyrosine decarboxylase (gene Tdc2). The transcript is spliced from 11 exons. The coding region runs from base 151 to 2052 and encodes 633 amino acids. Gene Ontology annotation, biological process: amino acid metabolic process. Lineage: Eukaryota; Metazoa; Arthropoda; Insecta; Diptera; Stratiomyidae. Gene Ontology annotation, molecular function: carboxy-lyase activity; pyridoxal phosphate binding. The record is from RefSeq and is a predicted model, not a curated record.